AUGUACUCUACACUGCAGCGACUCAAUCAUCUCUCUUCGCUCGCUACGACCUAUAUUAUGAUCCUGUUAGGUCUGAUAUCGAUAGCUUCGUUCCUUUCUCAUCCUUCAGUCAAUACAGGCAACGUGGAAAUCAAAGAUUUGAUCAUUCAAAAAGGCAGAUUGAGGAGAUGGGGAGCUAGACAAGAAGAAUUAGCUUCAUUACAUUUCGAUAUCCGAACUGACCUUAACCCAUUAUUAAACUCUUACAACACCAAACAACUAUUUGUCUAUCUCACCGCAUCCUACGAAGAAGGCUCUACUGGGAAUGCUCAUGAGGUAGUUGUAUGGGAUAGGAUCAUUCAAAGAGCAGAUAUAAGAGAUAUUAGAGCUGUAGGAAAUAAAUUACCGAAGGCUAAAGCAGGAAGAAAAGGUAGAGGAAACGUCAGAGUUGAAGCAGGUAAAAACAAAUAUCAAUGGAGAAACCCUUCUGGUACUUUCAAGGACGUCGAAUACGCAAAUAUGACACUUCAUUAUCAUCUCAUGCCUUAUGUAGGUGUCCUUUCUUCGGGUGUAGCAGCCACUGCACAAGGCCCAGUGACUAUUCCGGAAUUGAUCAAGCGUUGA
Molecule: messenger RNA, 603 nt
Organism: Kwoniella shivajii
Lineage: Eukaryota; Fungi; Basidiomycota; Tremellomycetes; Tremellales; Cryptococcaceae
Exons: 3
Coding region: 1-603 (200 amino acids)
Biological process (GO): protein targeting to ER
Cellular component (GO): membrane; signal peptidase complex
Source: RefSeq, a predicted model, not a curated record